GGAGGAGCGAGAAACGUGAUUAAACUCUCACAUUAGUUUGUUCCGUCUCACAGAUUAAUUUACUUUUUCGUACGCAGAAACCUCAAGUUUGACGUUGGACCGCUCGUAUAAAGUCAAGACAGUCCGUGUGGGAACAUGAAACCUCAAGUUUGACGUUGGACCGCUCGUAUAAAGUCAAGACAGUCCGUGUGGGAACAUGCCUCCUCGGAAGAAGAAGUCGUUCAUCGAGAAGAAGAAGGCGGUGACCUUUCACCUGGUCCACAGGAGUCAGAGAGACCCCCUGGCUGCAGAUGAGACGGCGCCGCAGCGCGUCCUCCUGCCCGCCGCCAAGGCGGAGAAGCGGCAAGAGGAACAGAGGAGCUAUGGCGUCUUUUUCGACGACGACUACGACUACCUGCAGCACCUGAAGGAGCCCACCUGCCAGGCGGAGCUGGUGGCCGCUGUCGCCUCCCCUCAGGUCCACCGCCAGGAUGACGAAGGCGACGCGGACACGGGCGCACCCGCCGCCAGCAUCAUGCUGCCGUCGUCCGUGUUCGCCUCCGACUUUGAAGAAGAGGUGGGACUCCUCAACAAGGCGGCGCCGACCUCAGGUCCGCGUCUGGACAUGGACCCCGACAUUGUGGCCGCUCUGGACGACGACUUUGACUACGACGACCCCGAGAACGAGCUAGAAGACGACUUUGUCGUCCAAGCCAACAACGCCAGCGCCGCCGUGGAGCUCAGCGAUGAAGACGAGGAGUGGGAGGACACGGACGAUGAUGAGGAUUCUGACUCGGAGGGCGGGCUCUCGGAAGACGGCGGCCCUCGCGAGCAUCUCUUCCUGGACGAGGAGACGAAGAGCCGCUUCACCGAGUACUCGCUGACGUCGUCGGUGAUGAGGAGGAGCGAGCAGCUCACUCUGCUGGACGACCGCUUCGAGCAGAUGUACCAACAGUACGACGACGACGAGAUCGGCGCUCUGGACAACGCCGAGCUGGAAGGAUUCAUCCAGCCGGACAGCGCUCGCCUGGAGGAAGUCCUCAAGGACUACUUUGUCCAGAAAGCCAAAGACUAUUUGAGGCCCGACGACUUGGGCCCCAAAGAACUUCCUGUCCUGCAGGAGGAGGGCGAUGACGAGGAGGAGAUGGAGACCUUGGUCAUCUCGGCGCCAGAAGACAAGUGGGACUGCGAGACCAUCAUCAGCACCUACUCCAACAUCUACAACAGACCCAAAGUCAUCCAGCUUCCCCCGAAGGUGAAGCCCAUCCGAGUGUCCGCCAGGACGGGCGUCCCCCUGGACGUCCUCCCCGCCAGAGAGCCCAGCGCCAAGCAGGUGGAGCGCAUGAGCCGGAUCAACGACUCGGACCUGCCCCGGGUCUCCACUCAGCCCCGCCUCAAAGACGAGAGCACGGACGAGAGAAAAGCCCGGAAGCAGGCCAUCAAGGAAGAGCGCAAGGAGAGGCGAGUGGAGAAGAAGGCCAACCAGAUGGCGUUCAAGGAGGAGAAGGUGCGCCAGGAGAAGCAGAUGUUGAACCUGAGGAACAACGUCCAAGGUCUCAAGCUGUCCUAAGACGUCUCAGAUCUGGUACAAAAAAAACCAAAAAAAAACCUGCACCACUUUUGACCGCACGGGCAAGAACUGUAGAAACUCGUGGCGGUGGUGGUGUGGCUGCUGAGCACACCAGCAUAAUAAAAACCCUCAUUUUAU
Entelurus aequoreus (snake pipefish) is the source of this 1687-nucleotide messenger RNA. It is a transcript of the gene ltv1, whose product is annotated as LTV1 ribosome biogenesis factor. Gene Ontology annotation, cellular component: preribosome, small subunit precursor; nucleus; cytosol. Bases 197 to 1549 code for a protein of 450 amino acids. The record is from RefSeq and is a predicted model, not a curated record. The transcript is spliced from 12 exons. Gene Ontology annotation, biological process: ribosomal small subunit biogenesis; ribosomal small subunit export from nucleus. NCBI's taxonomy places the organism in Eukaryota, Metazoa, Chordata, Actinopteri, Syngnathiformes, Syngnathidae.